Hippocampus comes (tiger tail seahorse) is the source of this 2082-nucleotide messenger RNA. Its product is annotated as rab5 GDP/GTP exchange factor-like. Gene Ontology annotation, molecular function: DNA binding; guanyl-nucleotide exchange factor activity; zinc ion binding. The record is from RefSeq and is a predicted model, not a curated record. Gene Ontology annotation, biological process: vesicle-mediated transport. NCBI's taxonomy places the organism in Eukaryota, Metazoa, Chordata, Actinopteri, Syngnathiformes, Syngnathidae. The transcript is spliced from 8 exons. Gene Ontology annotation, cellular component: endocytic vesicle; cytosol. The coding region runs from base 294 to 1679 and encodes 461 amino acids.
CUACUCACACAAGUAUGGCUUUAAAUUGAAUUGUUAACUUUCUAAAACUCAGAUGAAGCAUCAAAAUUGGUUAAAAUCUUUGAACCGAAAUGGUUUAGUCACUAGUUACCAGUUUUAGGCGUCGGUUCUCUCACUCCGGCUCAAAUGACAGUCAGCUGCUAAGUUACUUUAAAAUGAUGCUAGCAAGUAGCAAUGCUAAUAAGACACGAACAAACUUUCUCAACAUUUUGGAUGUCGGCGUAGCUUGAAGAGUGACGCGAUCAAAAAACAGGAAGGAGUGAUUGACACGCACAAUGUGGACGGACAAGCAGCGAGGGAUUCGACUGUCUCAGCAGGAGCUCCUGUGCAAGAACUCCUGUGGUUACUAUGGCAACCCUGCAUGGCAGGGUUUCUGCUCUAAGUGCUGGAGGGAGCGAGUGCGGCCUGCCGAAGCCCGCCGACAAGACAACAGAGCGGGUGCUGACAGCACACCACCAACCUUCUCCAAAUUUGAGGAGAAGAAGAAUAUGGAGAAGGGUCGUCGUAUCAACACCAUGAGGAGACUCUUCUGGGGCAGCCCGUCCCCUCCCAAAGCUGAACCUUCCGACAGUCAGAUGAAUGUGUUAAAAGCCUUCCAGAAGCUGGAACCCGGAGACUUCACCGGGUUCUUAAAAACACUCCGCAGCCCGUCCUCCCAGCGUCUGCAGUCCCGUUGCACAGCCUUCCUCAACACAAUGGAAGCUUACCAUGCUCUGCCAGUGCAGAAGCAGUCGGACCUUGUGCAAGACUUCUACCAGUCCUUUGCCGACUAUUUCAGCAGGUUUUCAGAAGCCGAGCUCACUCAGACGAUGGAGCAUGUGGAGAAGCUCAUCAUGACGCGCUUGCACAAGUGGGUAUUCUGCCAUGACAGCUGUGACGACGAGCAGAAGGACCUGAUUUUGCAAAGGAGGAUACGUUCUUUGAACUGGGUCACCCCGCAGAUGCUCAGCGUACCUUUCCCGGACGUGCAGAGCGCCGUCAUGGGCGACCCCUUUCUUCCCGCUAUAACAGCCAUUAUCGAGAUGGACGCCAAACGCGCCCCUCAGGACAAGCUGGUGUGCGUGUCCAAGUGCAGCCAGCACGUGUUCGAGGCGCUCUCAGCCUCCAACAGUGAGCCAGCCAACGCCGACGACUUCCUGUCUGCCCUGGUCUACGUUGUGCUCAAGGCCAACCCGCCUCGCCUGCACUCCAACAUGCAAUAUGUCAUCCGCUUUGGCCUCCCGCAUAGCCUAAUGGCAGGAGAGAGCGGCUACUACUUCACCAACCUGUCUUGCGCGGUGGCCUUCAUUGAAAAACUGGACGGCCCCUCGCUCAACCUCAGCCCGGAGGAGUUUGAGGGCUACAUGCGGCGUAGACGGACCCCAGCAGCAGUGGAUGGGUUGCGGGAGGUGGCCUGCGAAACGCGCCAUCUGCUGGAUGAGCUGACGUCCCGACAGGAGCGGCUGGACCGCGGGGUGGAUGCCCUCAACGUGCAGUUGCAGACAUGGGUGCAGGCAGUUCACGCCCAGAUAGACCAGGCCACGUCCGAGCUGGUCCUGGUGCAAGAGGAAGUGACUGAUCUCUGUUCAUCAUCAUCGUCACCUUCCUCCUCUGAUUCAGCUGUCAUAGAGCAAGUAGUGCUUACGGAUCAAUAUGCAGGGCCUCCCGAUACAGACUGUUAAUCACAACCCUAGAAGGUACUUGCUUUGUUAUUCAACCCUCUGUCCUAACUUUAUCACUUGAUCACAAAAGCACAGGUUGUAUUUCCACUUUGUACAAGUGAAUUGUUUGUACUUGUUAGCUAUUUGUGUGAGCAAAAUGAAGAAAGUUUUAAAUGCAUUCCGUGAUUACCAGCAACUGUGAUAGCGUACCACUCAGGUUUGUUUGUAUGUUUGUUUCCCAAAAAAGAAGUUAUAAUAUAUUAAAAUGGAGAUUUAUACAAAUCUAAGAUGGUCCAUAAUAGUGCUAUAUGGGGAUGUGAAAUAACUAAGCAACCUCUUCCUGUACUUACUUAUAAAUUGCACUGUUUACAUGCAUAUUUUUGCUUUUGAAGGGUUUCCAUAAUAAAAAUCUGAAUUGACUUGA